Molecule: messenger RNA, 210 nt
Organism: Gryllus bimaculatus (two-spotted cricket)
Lineage: Eukaryota; Metazoa; Arthropoda; Insecta; Orthoptera; Gryllidae
Source: the annotation of a GenBank genome assembly
AUGUAUUUACGAAGUAUUUUCGGCAAACCUUGCAGCGAAGACGCCAUGUGGCCUCCGGAGCUCUCUUCUUUGGAGGAAACUCCGCGCGGCUUCUCUGCGGUGUGGCGCGGGGUCACUCGCUUCGCCCACGCCAUCUACGGCUCCGCGCGCGGUGAGUGCUUCAGAGAGGAAUCUUGUGCUCGUGUUUCAGGGCCUCAGAAUGAAUGUUAG